AUGUCCCUGCACCAGUUUCUGUUGGAGCCCAUCACCUGCCAUGCAUGGAACCGCGACAGGACGCAAAUUGCCAUCAGUCCCAAUAAUCAUGAAGUUCACAUCUACAAGAAAAGUGGGAACACAUGGGCUAAGACUCAGGAGUUGAAGGAGCACAACGGCCACAUAACAGGCAUCGACUGGGCCCCUAAAAGUGACCGCAUUGUGACUUGUGGCGCUGACCGGAAUGCGUAUGUGUGGUCGCAGAAGGAGGGCGUAUGGAAGCCCACGCUGGUCAUUCUCAGGAUCAACCGUGCCGCCACCUUUGUCAAGUGGUCUCCCAUGGAAAACAAGUUUGCGGUGGGCAGCGGAGCGCGCCUCAUCUCCGUAUGCUACUUUGAGUCGGAAAACGACUGGUGGGUGAGUAAACACAUCAAAAAGCCCAUUCGCUCAACCAUCCUCAGCCUGGACUGGCACCCCAACAACAUUCUGCUUGCAGCUGGCUCGUGUGACUUCAAAUGCAGGGUGUUCUCGGCCUACAUCAAGGAGGUGGAGGAGAAGCCCGGCCCCACGCCCUGGGGCAGUAAGAUGCCAUUUGGAGCUGUGUUAGCGGAGUUUGGAGGAGCCGGUGGAGGUGGCUGGGUCCACUCUGUGUCCUUCUCUGCCUCUGGGAACCGCCUGGCCUGGGUUAGCCACGAUAGCACUGUCAAUGUGGUGGAGAGCUCAAAGACCACCAGUCCCUCACAGUUGAAGACAGAGUUCCUCCCUCUCCUCAGCGUCAUUUUCGUGUCCGAGAACAGUGUAGUAGCUGCGGGCCACGACUGCUGCCCCAUGCUAUUCCGCGUGGAUGACGGCGGCACCCUCACGUUUGUGUCCAAGCUGGACCUCCCCAAGCAGAGCAUCCAGAGGAACAUCUCUGCCAUGGAGCGCUUCAGGAACAUGGACAAGAGGGCCACCACCGAGGACCGCAACACUGCCCUGGACACACUGCACCAGAACAGCAUCACCCAAGUGUCUAUCUAUGAAGGGGACAAAAGGGAUUGUCGCAGGUUCUGCACCACAGGCAUCGAUGGAGCUAUGACGAUUUGGGACUUUAAAAGUCUAGAGGCUUCAAUCCAGGGUCUACGCAUCAUAGUCCGCGAGCUCACUUUGAAAAACCUUUUUUCCCAGUAUUUGUUUUUAUUCCAACCACUCCUACUCUCCACUUCUCAGCAUUCACUUCAUUCCGGUUAUCUUUCCGCUCUGGACUUCCUGGUUGCAUUCUGCUCCCUGAUUGGCCAUGUCUUACCACAGCUUCCUCCUGGAACCAAUCAGCUGUCACGCCUGGAACAAAGACCGGAGCCAAAUUGCCCUGUGUCCCAACAAUCAUGA
Molecule: messenger RNA, 1347 nt
Organism: Knipowitschia caucasica
Lineage: Eukaryota; Metazoa; Chordata; Actinopteri; Gobiiformes; Gobiidae
Source: the annotation of a GenBank genome assembly